Messenger RNA from Ixodes scapularis (black-legged tick), 14979 nucleotides. It is a transcript of the gene mgl, whose product is annotated as low-density lipoprotein receptor-related protein 2. Gene Ontology annotation, molecular function: protein binding; calcium ion binding. Lineage: Eukaryota; Metazoa; Arthropoda; Arachnida; Ixodida; Ixodidae. Bases 84 to 13835 code for a protein of 4583 amino acids. The transcript has 78 exons. The record is from RefSeq and is a predicted model, not a curated record.
AGUCAAGCUGGUAUCCGCCGAGUUGCCGCUCAGUCUUGAAUCUGCUCAUCGGCUGCAGGAUGAACUGAUGCGCGGCCGCCGAGAUGGGCUUUUCGGAUAAACGCCUCUUGGAGACCCUGUGCCUGCUGCUGUGUGUGGCACUAGCCUCGGAUUCUGCGGAAGUAGAGGAAACAACAACAUGUUCAACAGAUAACUUCAGAUGCAGUAAUGGUAGAUGUGUUCCUCAACGGUGGGUCUGUGAUUACCAAAGGGACUGUGAAGGGGGCGAGGAUGAACACCAGUCUUGUGCCCCGCCACAAUGUAAUCCAAACCAAUUUUCCUGUGGGCAGUAUGUUUUUAAUCAAUCCUACUGCAUACCAAAGCACUGGAAAUGUGACAAUGUAGUAGACUGUGUGGAUGGAACUGAUGAAAGUGGCAACUGUAAAUAUCGUGUGUGUGAAGAAGGUGACCAUAAGUGUGGCAGUGGUUUGUGUGUGCCUGCAUCCAAAAAGUGUGAUGGCUACUAUGAUUGCAGAGAUGAGAGCGAUGAAGCCUCCUGUGCCACAAAUGGAACUUCCUGUAGGCUAAAUGAGUUUCGAUGUCGGCAUGGAAACAAGUGCAUCGACGAAAGCAAAAAAUGUGACCACUGGGAUGACUGUGGAGAUAACUCUGACGAAGAGGGCUGCGAUUUUGCACCUUGCAACGAGGGCCAAUUUCGUUGUACCAAUGCCAUUUGCAUUCCGAUCCGUUGGCGAUGUGACGGACACUCCGACUGCUCGGAUCAGUCGGACGAACGAAAUUGCACAUCUGUCACAUGCCUAGACACAAAAUUUUUAUGCCCUUCGGAGAAAAAGUGUAUAGACAAAUCAAAGCUGUGCGAUGGAAAGCAAGACUGUGACGACGGUGCAGACGAGAAAAAGAACUGCUCUUCGAACUUGUGUCGAACUCUGUCCUGUGAGUACGGGUGUCGAGCGUCCUUGGAUGGGGGUGACUGCUUUUGUGCACCAGGAAUGACCAUCAACACUAAGGACAAAAGAACGUGCGUCGACCUGAAUGAAUGCUCGGAGUGGGGUUACUGCGACCAGUUGUGCACCAACAGCCCCGGCAGCUUCCAGUGCCUCUGCGUUCGAGGCUACACCCUGGACCCCCCGAGGCACUGCAAGGCGGACAACAGCUCCUCAAUGCGACUCCUGUUCACUCGCCAUAAUGCCAUCUACUCGGUGAGUGCUGAUGGGGCCGACCUGAGCAUCCUGGCCAAUGCAUCGUCUGCCAGCGGGCUGGACUACCACUAUGAACGCAACACCGUCUAUUGGACUGACACUGAGACCAAGCAGAUUCACUCGAUGCGGAUGGUGGGGGACAUGGAACAGAGGCCCCCCAUAAGCGUAGUGUUCACAUGGAAUCCAGUGUCGAUGGCAGUCGACUGGGUCGGAAACAAGCUGUACGUCUGCGACUCUCUCGGCCAGAAGAUCGACCUCCUGGAAAUGGACGGGCUGCGUCACGCGAUUGUCCUCAGCAGGAAUCUCUCCAACCCGCAGGACAUAGCUCUGGACCCCACCGUAGGGUACAUGUUCUUCAGUGACGGGGAUCACAUUGACCGUGCUCACAUGGACGGGUCGCACAGGAGCACCGUCGUCACCGCCAUCUAUAAGGCCACGGGUCUGACAGUGGACUAUGUCACUAAAUUUCUUGUGUGGUGCGACUCACAGUUAGAUCAGAUCGUGGCUGUGGACUACACUGGAAGCAACAGGAACAUCAUCAUUCGAGGAAGCACCCGAGUCCCGUCCCCCAAUAAGAUCACUUUGUUCGAGGACAAGGUGUACUGGACUGACGGAACACGGCAAGGCGUUCUCAAGGCCAAGAUUUUCAACAACAAUGACACCGUGAACAUAGUUCACAGAGACAGGCAGCUUUCCAAGGAGCCUGGGGCUAUCAAGUCCUACCACGUUCUUCGCCAGCCAAUCGUUGCCAAUCCUUGCGGCGUGAGCAAUGGCGGCUGCCAGCACAUGUGCAUCGUCACGAGGGGGUCUGGCGGGUUUGGUCUGCUGGGCUACAGGUGUGUCUGCCACACGGGAUUUGAGUUGGCUCCCAAUGGCAAGGACUGCUCCAGGGUGUCGACCUUUCUGCUGUACUCUCAGCAGAAGUUUGUCCGUGGCAGUCUUAUGAACAUCACUCAUGAAGGUUUCACGGAUGCCAUGGUUCCGAUUGUGAGCAAGUCUGCACGAUUUGUCGGGCUGGACUUCGAUGCCCGUGACAACUUCAUCUACUACUCGGAUGUCAUUUUGGACGUGAUUUACAGAGUCACAAUCGACGGUUCUGGCAAGGAGAAUGUGCUAGCCUCUCAGAAUGAGGGUGUGGAGGGCCUUGCUUUGGACUGGGUCUCGCACAACCUGUACUACAUUGACAGCCGCAAGGGCACGCUCAAUGUGAUCAGUGUCAAGAAUUUCCAGUAUCGGAGGACUCUUCUUAAGAAUCUCAAGCGCCCCCGGGCCAUUGUUGUCCACCCGAACAAAGGGUAUGUGUUCUACUCCGAGUGGGACCGGCCAGCCAACAUCAGCCGUGCUUAUCUGGACGGCACCAACGUGAUGGUUUUUCGUGGAGUCCUGCUGGGCUGGCCCAACGGCCUCAGCAUUGACUUCCAGACAGAUCGGCUGUAUUGGUGCGACGCACUCCUGGACCAUAUCCAGCAUGCCAAUCUAGAUGGAACAGAUGUGCAGACCAUCAAUUCUCCGCGCAUCAAGCACCCCUUUUCACUGGUCAUUCAUGGAGACUGGCUGUUUGUCACGGACUGGCGGCUGGAUGCCAUUCUGAUGAUGCACAAAACCACGGGGGCGGACGAGAAGAUUGUGACCACCGUGGAAGAGGGCAGCCGCCUGUACGGCAUCAAGGUCUACAGCCGAGAGAACCAGAAAGUGGACAGCCGGCAUCCGUGCCAGUUCAACAAUGGGGGAUGCCAGAAGCUGUGUUUCCCGGUGCCUUCCAACGGCAGCCAGGGCCCGGAUCUGGUGGUGAGCUGCGGCUGCCCCUACGGAGAGCAGCUGUCCAAGGACAACCGGACAUGCGUCUCUGACCCGACCGCCGAGCCACCGGUCCAGGCGUGCCCCAACACGUGGGACUUCACUUGCGACAACCAGCGCUGCAUCCCCAAGACGUGGGUGUGCGACGGGGAUGACGACUGCCUGGACAAUUCGGACGAGAUGAACAACUGCACCCGAAACACUUGCAGUCCUCGGGAGUUCCAGUGCAGCAGUGGACGCUGCAUUCCUCUUUCUUUCAAGUGUGACUCGGACAAUGAUUGUGGAGACUUCUCUGAUGAGACUGGCUGCACCAAUGUCAAGUGUGACAACUCGGAAUUCUCCUGUGAAAAUGGAAGGUGCAUUCCUCAGUCGUGGAAGUGCGACUCUGAGAACGACUGCGGCGAUGGUUCUGACGAAGGAGACUUUUGCAAGGAAAAGACGUGCGCCUACUACCAGUUCACCUGCCCCGGAUCAGGCCACUGUAUCCCGCGCAGCUGGGUGUGUGACGGGGACAACGACUGCUUCGACCAGGCAGACGAGAACAACUGCCCCCCAGCCGUGUGCAGCGCCUCGCAGUUUCAGUGUGCCAACAAGAAGCAGUGCAUCCACGAGAGUUACCGCUGCGAUGGAGUUAGCGACUGCCAAGACGGGUCAGACGAGCAGGGCUGCCCAUCCCUUGCCCCAGACCAGUGCGAUCAGGAGAAGUCCUUCCAGUGCAAGAAGUCCAGAGUGUGCAUACCCAAACUAUGGUUCUGCGAUGGAAAUGCAGACUGCGAGGAUGCCAGUGAUGAGCCGUCCUCCUGUGGCCAAGUGGAAUGCCCACAGAACCACUUCAAGUGCAACAACUCCAAGUGCAUUUUCAAGUCCUGGAUUUGCGAUGGGGAGGAUGACUGCGGAGACAACUCUGAUGAAGACAACAGGCACGCUUGUGGUGCACCCAAGUUCCAGUGCGAGCAUGGCAAGUGGCUGUGUCCUGGAGUUACGGAGCGCUGUGUCAAUAUUUCCUCGAUCUGCGACGGAAAAUCGGACUGUCCCAAUGGAGCCGACGAAGGGCCAGGCUGCGCUUCGACACCGUGCAAGGAAAACAAGGCGGGUUGCACGCACGAUUGCCACGUGACACCUAUGGGCCCACUGUGUGUCUGCCCCAAAGGCGAAGUGCUCAACGACUCGACCACCUGCGUUGACUUGAAUGAAUGCAACAUUGCUGGAUCAUGCAGCCAACACUGCACCAACAGCAAAGGAUCAUUUACUUGCGCAUGUGAAGACGGGUACCAACUUGAGCUCAAGCACAAGUGCAAAGCAACAAAUCGUUCCGAGGCAUUCCUGGUGAUCUCGAACCGGCGUUCCAUCCUUGUUGCCAACUUGGACACAAGCUUUCUGGAGCGUGUGCCGGUCAAAGUGGAAAAUGUGGUGGCUACUGCUUCAGACAUGGCCAGCAACACCAUCUACUGGUCAGACAUGAGCGUGAAAAAAGUGUUUCGGCUGACGAAGGGUGGGGAUCCCCAGGUGGUGAUUUCCAGUGGCCUUGACCUAGUGGAAGGGCUGGCAGUGGACUGGGUCGCUCGCAACCUUUACUGGGUGGACUCUCGGCUCAAGACAAUUGAAGUGUCCACUCUGGAUGGAAGGAACCAUAUUGUCCUGCUCAAGGAGAACAUCAGUCAACCCAGGGGCCUUUCCUUGGAUCCCAGAGAAGGAGUUCGACUCAUGUUCUGGACUGACUGGGGUGAGAAUCCACGAGUUGAGAGCGUGGGGCUUGAUGGCACCAUGCGCAAAACAAUUGUCCACACCAAGAUCUACUGGCCCAAUGGCCUGACCUUGGACCUGCCAAACAAGCGCAUCUACUUUGCGGACAGCAAGCUGGACUACAUCGACUUCUGCAACUAUGAUGGCUCUGGGCGCCAGCAGGUCUUGGCACACAAUCACUACCUGCUGCAUCCCCACUCGCUGACAAUCUUUGAGGACACUCUGUACUGGACAGACCGUCAGCUCAACCGAGUGCUUUCGUGCCAGAAGUUCCGGGGCACUAACCAGACAGUGGUCUCCCACUUGGUCAGCCAGCCCCUGGGCAUCCAUGUCAACCACCCGGUGCUGCAGCCACAGUCCAGCAACCCUUGCUCUAGUGCCCCAUGCUCGCAUCUCUGUCUGCUGUCUCCAUCCCGGCCCAGUCAGUAUUCGUGUCGUUGCCCACCCGGGUACACUCAGGACCGUGCAUCCGCAGGCGGAUCAUGCAUCCCGGUGGACACCCCCUUCUUGAUGCUGAUGAAAGCCAAUCAGCUGAUCGACAUGAGCCUCUCCCCUGACGAGAAGUCUGCUGGACAGAUUGUGCCCGUUAUUGGGAUUGAGAAUGGCUACGACUUUGACUACGACAAGCAGGAAGGCAUAAUCUACUGGGUUCAACUCUCGGAAGAUGACAAAGAAAAUGGCACAAUCUACACUGUUAGCCUCAAAGGAGGAAAUGUCACAAAAUUUUUAGUGGACAGCAUCAUCGGUGCGCCUUAUGCACUAGCCUUUGACUGGGUCGGGCGUAACCUAUACAUUGGAAAUCGAAAGGCCUCCAACAUUGAAAUAGUCAAGGUGGACGGAGAGAGAAAGUUCCGUCGGAUUCUUCUAACUAACGAUGGAUCUGAGAAGGGUGUCGGGAAGCCAAAGGCCAUGGUAGUGGACCCCGAGCAAGGGAAGCUUUUCUGGCUAGAUGAAGGCGGCAUCGGCGUCCCUCGAAAGCUGGCCCGAGUGUCUAUGGAUGGAAAGAACCCAAUUAUUCUGGUGAAAGAGAACCUGAGGCGUUUGGAAGCCUUGACCAUCGACCUAACUGGAAAGCGCAUCUACUGGAGUCAGAGCUUCGAAGGCAUUAUUGAAAGUGUGGACCUGGAUGGGAACGGUCGCAAGACUCUCGUCCCGAGCACACUGGGGCUGGCCAAACCCCAGGGGCUGACAGUGUUCAGCAACAAGCUCUACUACCUCGAUUCAGUGCACGAGAAGAUAGCGCGCGUGGAUCUCCCCGAUGGAGGCAAUCAAGUGGUGCUAGAAGACAACACGCCGGGUUUGGUGACGCUCAAGGUGUACGGCAAGAAGCCAGGUGACAGCCAUCCCUGCCGAAGCAACAGCGGGGGCUGUGAGCAGCUGUGCAUCCCGGUGUCCAACAACCAGCGGCAGUGCAUGUGCAGCACAGGCUACAAGGGCAACGGCGACACGUCGUGCAUGCCCUACUCGUCGUUCCUCGUUGUCUCUGAGCUCGACAAGGCCAGGGGUUACAGUCUGGAGGACCACGGCGAAGCCAUGCAGCCCAUUGCCGGACCAGGGCACAACAUUCUGCACCUGGACGUCCAUGUGGCGAUGAACCACAUUUACUGGAUUGAGUUCAACCAGGGGGAGCGUAAUGGCAUCUACCGCAUCAAGCCAGAUGGCACGGACCUGAAGCGUGUCAUUGCAGAUGGCAUCGGGAGCAAUGGCAUUCGAGGCGUUGCAGUCGAUUGGGUUGCAGGAAGUAUCUACUUCACCAAUGUCUUCCCUCACGAGACCUACAUGGAGGUUUGUGAACUGGAUGGUUCCAACAGAGUGAUCCUGCUCAAGACAACCACUGACUCACCACGAGAGAUUGCUGUGAACCCCAUCAAACGCUACCUCUACUGGAUUGAUUAUGGACAAUACCCUAAGAUCGAGAAGGCCUAUUUGGAUGGCACCAAUCGCGUUCCUAUUGUAGUCACCGGAAUCAGCAAUCCAAGGGAUCUUACUAUCGACAUUGUCACCCACGACGUCUACUGGGUCGACUCCAGAGAAGAUGCAGUUCAGAAAGUGGCCUUCUCGGGUGGCAGCCGCCAGUAUGUGAGGAAGAACCUGCCCAACCCCAUGGGAGUGGCCGUCUCUGGCCAGUAUGUCUACUGGGCCGACCGGAACCUGAGGACCAUCUACAGGGCCAGCAAGUUCCCGAGCAACACCUCGACCCCCGCAGAACCUGUCAAGUCGGACCUUAACAUGCUGCGAGAUAUUGUGGUCUUCGACAGUUCGAACCAGCCUCCAGCUUCUUCACCGUGCUCAACGCGUCCCUGUGACCAGCUGUGCUUUGCGAUGCCGGAAGCCUUCAAUAGCACCAAGUGGAAGUGUGGCUGUGCUUCGGGCGAGCUGGCACCGGACGGGCGGAAAUGUGACAUUUCAAAAGUGUUCCUGGUCUUCACGACACGUCGGGAGAUCAGAAGCCUUUUCAUGGACCCCCACAAGACAAAUGUACCGUUCCAGCCUCGAGGAAACCUCACCAAUGUGGUCGGACUUGAUUUCGACUAUGCUGACAAGAGAAUGUACUUCACACAGAUUCGUCCUGAUGGCAGCAUUUCUUGGGUGAAUCCCGACAAGAUGGACAUACACGUGGUACUGAACAAAACUAUAAAUCCCGAGGGCAUUGCAUUCGACUGGACGACCAAAAAGAUCUACUGGACCGACUCUGCCAAUCGCAGCAUAUAUGCCAUGAACAGAGACGGCAGUCAGCUUGUCAUGAUUGCCCAUGUAGAGAGGCCCAGGGCCAUCGUCUUGGAUCCCUGUGAAGGUUUCAUGUACUACACUGACUGGGGACGCUAUGGUAACACGGGCAAGAUCUACCGAGCAACAAUGGCUGGGAACAAGAAACAGGCUAUAGUAGAGCAAAACUUGACGCAACCAAGCGGGCUGGCUCUCGAUUAUGAGGACAAGAAGCUCUACUGGACGGAUGCUCUCAGAGAGAAGAUUGAACGCUCGGACCUGGACGGAAGCAACAGGGAAACCCUUGUGUCUGCUACCAUUUAUCCUUUUGCAAUUACGGUGUACGAGAACUAUAUUUACUGGACGGAUCUCCAGCUGCGUGGAGUUUAUCGGGCGGAGAAACAUACUGGUGCCGGAAUGGUGGAGAUGGUGAAGAGGCUCGAGGAAUCUCCCAGAGACAUCCAUAUUUACUCACCGGACCGGCAAAAAUGUGACAAAAAUCCUUGCAGUGUACAGAAUGGUGGCUGUGCUCAUUCCUGCCACCAGGCUCCCAAUGGCACUAUUGAGUGUCUUUGCAAUUCCACCUACAAGGUUGCAAACGAGGGCAGGAUGUGUGUUUCUGAGAAUGUUUCCUGCGACGACACUAAGUUUGCCUGUGGCAAUGGCAAGUGCAUCCCUCGUCUGUGGGCGUGUGACGGGGACGACGACUGCGGCGACAACACCGACGAAGACAAGUCGUUCUGCGCUCAGCACACGUGCGGCCCCACAGAGUUCAGGUGUGGAAACGGGCGCUGUAUCUUCAAGACCUGGAAGUGUGACCAUGAAAAUGACUGCGGCGACAGCACUGACGAGGAAGAUUGUGAGUACCCACCCUGUCCAGAUGGAGAGUUCACAUGCGCAAACUUUCGUUGCAUUCCGAAGACACAACUGUGCAAUGGAGUGAAUGAUUGCAAGGACAACAAGACGUCGGACGAGAGCCACGCGAACUGUCCCAACAACCGAACGUGCCCUGGUAACCACCUCAAGUGCGAAACGACCAACAUCUGCGUGGAGCCUUACUGGUUGUGCGAUGGGGACAAUGACUGUGGGGACAACUCCGACGAAGUGGCUUUCCUCUGCUCGCAGCGAACCUGCCCUCCCAACAGUUUCAGGUGCCCCAACCACCGGUGCAUUCCAGCAACUUGGCACUGCGACGGAGACGACGACUGUGGGGACGGAGCAGAUGAACCCGAGGACUAUUGCAAAAGUGAAAAGCGCACCUGCUUCGGGGACCUUUUCACGUGCGACAAUGGGAACUGUGUGCCGAGGAUUUACAUCUGCGACGGUGACAACGACUGCCUGGACAACUCGGACGAAGACGUGCGUCACCAGUGUGACACCCGUGAAUGUGAUCCUGAGCGGGAGUUCAAGUGCACUCAGAACAAGCAGUGGGGUCGAGCCACAUGCAUUCCCAAGCGCUGGGUUUGCGAUGGUGAUCCAGAUUGCGUGGAUGGCGCCGAUGAGAACUCCACGGUGCACAACUGCCCUGCCCCGGAGCCUUGCGAUGUUGAGAAGCAGUACCAGUGCAACAACCAGCGCUGCAUCAACAAGGACUGGGUUUGCGAUCACGACAACGACUGUGGAGACGGCUCAGACGAGCCAAGGAAUUGCACUUUCCGCAACUGUAGCUCGGAAGAGUUCACGUGCCGAAACGCCAAGUGCAUCCGGAAGUCUUAUCACUGCGAUGGGGAGGACGACUGCGGUGACGGCAGUGACGAGCUCGAGAAAGAUUGCAAGAAGGAGGAGACAACGUGCUCGGGUGCCCAAUUUGCCUGCAAGAAUGGGCAGUGCAUUCCAUAUGAACGGGUUUGCAACAAGCAGCAGGACUGCAGUGACGGGUCGGACGAGCCGACACACUGUAACGUCGACGAGUGUGCCAAAGUGGAGAUGAACCAGUGUGAGCACAAAUGUGUCAACACCCUGACGAGCUUCUAUUGUGAGUGCAACGAAGGCUACGAGCUACUCAAGGACGGAAAGGCUUGUGCCGACAGGAACGAGUGUCGAGUGAAGCCCUCGGUGUGCAGUCAGUACUGCAUCAACACGCCAGGCUCCUACUUCUGCAAGUGCAGCCAAACCUACUACGACCGAGAGUUGGAUGGUCACACGUGCAAGAGGAAAGACGAUGUGACGCCAUGGCUCAUUUUCAGCAACCGAUACUACUUGAGGAACACGAGUCUGGACGGCACUCAGUACAAUUUGGUCAAAAUGAACUUGCGAAAUGUUGUAGCCAUCGAUUUCGAUAUUAGGGAGCAGCGAAUUUACUUUGCCGACGUUGGAAAUAAGACGAUACAGAGGAUAUUUACCAAUGGAACUGGAGAGCAGGUUUUGGUUCGGCACGACGUUCACGGCCUGGAGGGAUUGGCAGUUGACUGGAUCGGAAGGAAAAUGUACUGGCUCGAUCGAACCAGCAAGCAGAUGUAUGUUGCCGAGCUCGAUGGGACCAGUAGGAAAACGGUUCUGCCCAAGGGAAUAUCCGACCCAAGAGCCAUUGCUGUCCACCCUGGCAUUGGGUACCUCUUUUUCACCGACUGGGGACACCAUGCUUUUAUUGGCCGUAUGGGUCUGGAUGGCAGCAACUUCACGCGCAUUGUCCUCUACGAGAACAAGCUGGUGUGGCCGAAUGCUCUGACGAUCGACUACUUCAGCGACAAGCUUUUCUGGGCAGAUGCCCAUUUGGACUACAUUGAAUUCUCUGAUUUGGAUGGCUCCAACCGGCACACGGUGCUUCAGGGGCGCAGUGUGCCCCACGUGUUUGCACUGUCAGUGUUUGACGACUGGCUCUUCUGGACUGACUGGAACAUGAAGGGAGUCUACCGGGCCCACAAGUUCACAGGAGAGAAGCUCCAAGUUCUGAGGAACACUUCACACCGUCCCUAUGACAUCCACGUCUACCACCCGUUGCGCCAGCUGGACUAUCCUAAUCCAUGUGGAAAGACCAAUGGCGGAUGUUCGCACCUUUGCCUCAUUUCGCCCGGUGCCGCAAGCUUCCAGUGCACUUGUCCGGACAACUUCAUCUUGCUGCCGGACAACAAGACGUGCAUUGCCAAUUGUACCGAGGGGCAGUUCCGCUGUGGAGGCACUGACGACCGCUGCAUCUCGGUCUUCUGGAAGUGCGAUGGUGACAAGGACUGUCGCGACGGCUCCGACGAAGUAGGAUGUCCUCCAUUUGCGUGCAAAAAGGGACAGUUUCAGUGCCACAAUAACUCCACUUGUGUGCCAAGGGUUAAGAUUUGCGAUGGCCACAAUGACUGCAACGACAAAAGUGACGAGAAGUUUUGUGGGUAUCCGUGUGGAGAGCAUAAUUUCAAGUGUCGCAAUACUGGUCGGUGCGUUCCCGUGUCUUGGCAGUGCGACGGUGACAACGACUGCACAGAUGGCUCCGACGAGGAUCCGGCCAUUUGUCAUCACCAGGAGUGCAACACGGACACUCAGUACAAAUGCAACAAUGGAAAAUGCAUUCCAAAGCUGUGGUACUGCGAUUUUGAUGACGACUGUGGCGACAACUCGGACGAGCCUGCUCACAAGUGCAGGAACCGCAACUGCACCACCGGCUGGCAGAAGUGCCCUUCCGUAACCAACUAUCGGUGCAUUCCGACGUGGCUCUUUUGCGACGGCAAGGACGACUGCCGCGAUAACUCCGACGAGACGAGCCCAGAGUACUGUCCCAAGUGCCACGAGACGGGGGAUUUCAAGUGCCGCAACAAUCGGUGCAUUCCCCUGCGAUGGAGGUGCGACUUCGAAGAUGACUGUGGCGAUAACUCCGACGAGGAUGGCACCAUGUGCGCGGAACUUUACCGGGACUGUUCGGAGAGUGAAUUCCAGUGCGCCAACAAGAAGUGCAUUCCGUCAAGGUGGCGGUGCGAUCACGACAACGAUUGCGAGGAUGGAAGUGACGAAAAAGAUUGUCUGAAUUACGAAUGCAAAGAGAACCAAUUCAAAUGCACCAGUGGACACUGCAUCCUCAAAAGACUCGUGUGCGACGGAAACAAGGAUUGUCACGACGUUUCGGACGAGCUCAACUGCCCGACCCGAUUCCCCGGGGGCCUUUACUGUCAGGACAUGUUCCAGUGCAACAACACUGUUUGCAUCCGGCCCGACUUCAUGUGCGAUGGCGAUGACGACUGUGGAGACUUCUCGGACGAGGCCGACUCUAUCUGCAAGGACCACAAAUGCGAUGUCACCCGCAAGUUCCAGUGCCAGAACAACAAAUGCAUCCCACUGUGGCAGCUGUGCAACGGAAACGAUGAUUGUGGAGACGGCUCGGAUGAGAAUAACCACCAGCUGUGUGGGAAAUUGGCGCCCCUGCCCUGUCUGGCCACAGAGUUUAAGUGCACCAAUGGCAAGUGCGUGCCCAGAAUGGACGUGUGCAACCAUGAGGACGACUGUGGAGACCUAUCGGACGAGCGGGGCUGCCAUGAAGGCACAUGUGACGCGACGUCUCGUGGAAACUGCGAGCACAACUGUACCACGCUGGGCGACUCCAAUGGUUACAUCUGCACAUGCGCCAAUGGCUACAAGAUAAAGGAGGACGAUCCCAAGCGAUGUGAAGACAUUAACGAGUGUGCCACCUUUGGUCACAACUGUUCCCAAAUCUGUGAAAAUUUGAUGGGAGACUAUGGCUGCCGUUGCAGAGAAGGCUACGAGAUGUUCAAAUCGCAUUGCCAUGCUAAAGGACCUGCCCCCAUUAUUCUCUACACCAACGGUCCAGACGUCAGGAUGCUGGAUAUGAAGAAUGAAAUCCAGAGCUCUGUUAUCACGGGAGAGAGCAGAGUCCAGUCGCUGGACUUUGAUCCACGAGAGAAUGUGCUAUAUUGGACGGACUCCUACGAGAAGACCAUCAAAAGAGCAUUUUUGCCCAACCUCACGGAUGUGAGCUCAGGCAUUGGGUUCCCACAGAAUCUGGAGCUGAAGGGCCUAAACAAACCAAACGCCAUUGCAGUCGACUGGGUGGGCAGGACGAUCUACUGGAUGGACACAGACUUGUCGAACACACGUCCCAAGGGCCGCAUUCUGGUCAGCCUGAUCGACGGCCGCUACCGAAGGACCCUCCUCUCCACCAAUCUAGAGAGGCCUACCUCGAUGGCUGUAGAUCCAGAAAUGGGCUGGAUGUUCUGGUCUGACGCUGGCUCCAACCCGAAGAUUGAGACUGCUUGGAUGGAUGGCUCAAAGCGCCGUAUCAUUGUGGGCGACAAAGUCGGCUACCCAACAGGCCUGACCAUUGACUAUGCCUCUGACCACCGAGUGUACUGGUGCGACAGCAAGUUGAACACAAUCGAGACUUCCAAGCAGGACGGCUCCAACCGGGUCGUCCUUGCUAGUGGAGAAUUACUGCAUCCAUUUGCAAUGGAUCUGUUUGAAGAUAGCAUAUUCUGGGUGACUCGAGACUCCGGCGAGAUCUUCCGGCAAGACAAACACGGCCGAGGUGUAAAAGUUCGCGUCAAGAGAAAUGUUGAAAAUCCAACUGGCGUAAAAAUCUUCCAGCCACUCAAAUACAACCUGACAGUUUUGAACCGCUGCCCUUCGUCGGCAUGUUCACAUCUCUGCCUCUUGGUCCCGCAAGGCUACCGCUGCGCCUGCCCCGAUGGAACUUCUCUGCACGUCGUCAAUUUCGGCAGCUGCGAUGCAGGGUUUGAAGUGCCAAAGCCACAGCCAUACAAGUGCCCGUGCCGCAACGGCGGCCACUGCGAGAGCGUACGUGAUGACCAGAUUGUCUGUCGAUGCCCGAGCGAGUUUGAAGGCAUGCACUGCGAAAACUUCAUAGCUCGGAGGCGGAUCUCUUCCUUGUCUGGGGCAAGCGGUGUUGCUGCUGUCUUGGUUCCCAUUAUCGUUGUCAUCAUCAUAAUGAUUGUAGCUGCCACGCUGUUUGUCUGCGUCCGCCGAAGGCACUUCAAACAAAGCGGGCUCGGCGGGAGCACCCAGAGCGUCUCAUUCCGGAGUGGCACCAACGUGGAGUUCUCUCCCAACUUCAUGAGAAACCGGCCAGCUGAAACAAAUGGGGAGCCAUUGGAUGCGGAGUUUGGCCUGAACGACGUCAACAAGCCGACGGACUUCAGCAACCCGAUGUAUGACGCGUUGGGGAACACGGAGACGCCGGUUGCGACCGGCGAGCCAGCGAAAGGGGGGCUCUACGAAGUGCCCGGGGACGUUUUCGACAAGAAGUACGACAAGAACUGCUUCGAGCCAGCGAGCAACAAGGCAGUGAAUGUGGGGAGCGCAGUGCUACACCCGUCGAUGGUGCUACACCGGUCGUCGCCGCACGUGCCUCUGCGGCAGACGGCGCUGGACCCCACGACGGUAGACACGGACAAGGACACACAGAACUUGGUGGAGGAAGACAAGUCAGAAUGCUGAGUGUGGCAGCCCCAGGUCGGCAAUAGUUAACGAGCGAAGACUUUCCGUCGUGGUAAUGUCUGAGCAUUGCGUUAGCGGGGGACAGUGUACAUAUCUAACUGUUCUAGAAGAGAGCUCUAUCGCGUGGUGCCAGGCGGCACGGUGGUUCCCCAGGCCAAGGGACGGUUGCUAAGGAAGGGGGGCCCGGCACGGUUAUUUAAGUCUCUCAUAAAAUGCCUCGGAGAUGCCGGUGGGAGGCCGACCCACAGGGUUGCCCGGCACUCCCUCCGAGCGUUUUAUCUGGGACAGAGGUGUGCCUGGUCACCACAACCAGUUUGGCAGGGACCGUACUUUUUAAACGACAGAGUGUUUAUUUGCGAAGGAUUUUAUAGCUGUUCUUACAUUCCUUUUUUUUUUUUUUUUUGCAACGGUCUAAAAGGUUACUCGCUGUGCACCUGGCCUAACUUUCCAGUCUUGCUGCAGUCAUGUGCCCAAAUCAGUGUGCCUGUACAUCGACUGUCCCGCACCGGGGGCGCUGGCUUCUCGGCCCAGCUGUGGGCAGUCCUCGAAACCAGUGGGGCAUUGGGCACCCUUGCUCUGGGCACAGUACUUAGUGUCCAUUGACUCGCAGUCGGCUGCCUUCGACGCCCAUGGGGCUGCAGGGGGGCAGCUCGCGACGUAAGUGCUUUGUGUGUACAUGUGAUAUUUUCUGUAAAAGCUUAGGACACGCCAUACUGCAACGAUAACCGAAACCAUAUCAUUCCAUACAUUCAUUCCAUUUUCCGUGCAAACAUGUGAUAUAGAACAUUUUCUUUUAUCCCACCAGGCAAAAAAAGUUUUUAUGGAGCAGAAGACAAUCUGUGCUGUUUUAAGGGCGUUUGUGAGCGCGUUUGUUUUACAGCUACUGUGUGCAAUUUUCAUCUUCCAUUUGACGGUACAAUAAAUUUGCGAUACUUGAAAACUUUCUCUCAAGGUUAGCUGCACACGCUCGCUUCCCCGAGGAGAACUGGUGCGAUUGUUGUUGAGUGCCAAGCCUGCAUGUCUGAAACUCGUUUUCUCUGUGACAUGCUGCUGAACUGUUUUGACUGGCUUGGCCAAUAGGAAGUGAUUGCAACAUCUCUUGAAUGUCCAAGUAAGCAAUAAAUUGAUUUUAUUUUCAGAUACA